AUGCAUCGCCCACUCCAGGUUGAACGCCUGAAUCUAGUUGUCUUGGGAGAUCAGACGAACAAUGUAUCCCCGUUGCUCAAGAAACUAUUGCUUAGCGCGCCCCAUAGCGUCGCCCAGAGUGAGUUUAUUCGCGACGCAAGCGCGGCGCUGAGAGCUCAAUCUGAUCGACUUCGGCCCUUUCAACGAGAACACCUCCCUGGCUUCAAAAGCAUCCAUGAUUUAGCUAGGAUCUACGAGAAGAGCAAUGGAGUAUGUCAUCCAUCAAUCAGCAGUGCGUUGUUAUGCGUUACUCAGCUGCUGCAAAUUUUCCGAUACUUCGAGGGACGAGGUCGUCGACCAGAACAAAAUGAGCACAUCGCCGUAGUCGGGUUGUGCACCGGAUCGCUUGUUGCAGCGGCCUAUGCUACAUCAGCUUCACUGGAUGACCUGAAGCUCUUAGCCGUGCCGACAGUCUCGAUGGCAUUCCAAAUGGGUCUGCAAGCAGCGACGGCAAGCAGCAUGCUGCACGAGCAGGGGAACCCUUUGGGCAGCUGGUCCAUCGCCAUUCCUAAAAUGACCGAAGACGAGGCACUGUCAGCUCUGAAAAUAUACGACGCUGGAGGGCAUCUAUCACUCCGCCACCGCUGUUUUGUGAGCGCGGUUGGGCUCAAAAGUGUAACCAUCAGUGGUUCGCCCCCGGCGUUAAGUCGUUUCGCAGAGAGCCUAACGGCGUCGCAGCCGUCCAGGAAGAUCAUCUGGCUGCCGAUUUUCGCAGGAUACCACGCCUCCCAUAUCCAUACGGUGCUGGAUUUUCCAAGUUUCUUGUCUCGAUGCGGCAUCGACGCCGAUCUUUUAUCCAGCUUCAAGUCAAUUAAGACUCUUCUCUCCCCACUGACAGGUGAGCCGGUGGACUCUAAUAGCGCUCUGGAUCUGUUCAAAACAGUUGUCCAUCACACACUGCAGGCACCGCUACGGCUGGAUUUAAUUGUCGACCGGUGUGCAUCUCUGAUCCGGGAAAACACAAUAGCCUCCGUCAGAAUUGAUGCUGUCGGUCCAACUCCUGUGGCGGACAGUCUGGCAGCAGCGCUGCGUAAUCGAACAUCGGCGAAUAUUUCCACGCGGGAGUUAGUUGUAUUAGAACCUGGCGUCGACCAGUAUAAACCGUCUGCCGCCUUCAGUCAGGCUCCUUUGGCCAUUGUGGGCAUGUCAGGCCGGUUUCCAGGUGCCGAGAGCGCUGAAGCUCUCUGGAGCCUGCUGGAAUCGGGUCUGGACCUACACCGAGUGAUUCCAAAGGAUCGGUUCGACGUCGAGAAACAUGUCGACCCUACCGGUAAAGCCAAGAACACCAGCUGGACUCCGUACGGCUGCUUCAUCGAUCGACCGGGAGAGUUCGACCCGAGAUUCUUCAACAUGUCACCGCGUGAAGCUCUUCAGACGGAUCCGAUGCAGCGUCUGGCUCUUGUUACUGCCUACGAGGCCCUGGAAAUGUCCGGGUUUGUCCCUGACCGUACCCGUUCUACGGCUCUCAGCCGCGUUGGGACCUUUUACGGCCAAACAAGCGACGAUUACAGAGAUGUUAAUGCGGCCCAAGACAUUGGAACAUAUUUCAUCACCGGUGGCAUACGUGCUUUUGGCCCGGGGCGAAUCAAUUAUUUCUUUAAAUUCGGUGGUCCGAGCUAUAGCGUCGACACGGCCUGCUCAUCAAGCCUUGCUGCUAUCCAGUUGGCUUGCACAGCGUUGCGGAAUGGUGAAUGCGAUACUGCUGUUGCAGGGGGCCUCAGUGUGCUGACCUCGCCCGACUUGUUUUCUGGACUAAGCCGUGGCCAGUUCCUCUCUAAGACAGGAUCAUGCAAAACAUUCGACGACGGAGCCGAUGGGUACUGCCGCGCCGACGGCAUCGGUAGCGUAGUAAUAAAGAGGCUAACAGAUGCAGAAUUAGAUCGGGAUAACGUCCUAGCUGUCAUCUUGGGGGCGGGGACAAAUCACUCGGCGAACGCGAUCAGCAUCACGCACCCUCAUGCGGAAACGCAGUCCAAUUUAUACCGCCACGUCCUCGGGCAGUCAGGCGUUGAUCCAUUAGACGUCGGAUAUAUCGAAAUGCAUGGAACAGGCACGCAGGCGGGAGAUGGUACAGAGAUGCGCUCAGUUGUGGAUGUUUUUGGACCCGAGCGCCCAAGUCGAGCUGAGGACAAUCCUCUGUAUGUUGGUGCAGUCAAGGCGAAUAUUGGACAUGGUGAAGCUUCGUCCGGCGUGGCAUCCUUGAUCAAAGCCAUUCUGAUCUUCAAACACUCUGCUAUCCCUCCUCAUAUCGGUAUCAAAAAUGCCAUCAACCGCGGAUUCCCUGAUCUGAACGCGCGAAAAGCUAACGAAUUACCCAAGGGUGGCAACACGGCCCUCUUGAUCCAAGAGGCGCCCACUCCAGUUGUCCAGCACGGCAUCGAACCUCGGCCACUCCAUCCAGUCACGGUCUCAGGGCACACGAAAGCAGCGCUGUCGAAUAAUCUAGACAAAUUGAUUGCAUAUCUGUCCGCAAACCCGAACACAUCGCCAGUGGACCUCUCCUACACGACCACUGCCCGUCGCAGGCAUCACGGUUUCCGGGUUAGUGUCGCGGAGAGCUCCACCGAGCAAUUGCGCAUUGCUUUAGAGCAGAAGAAACACUCAGUUAUACCCGGCCUCAGCACACCACCGGUCUCAAGGCCGGUUGUUUUCGUUUUCACUGGGCAAGGUGCCGCAUACCCGGCCUUGGCUCGUGAGUUAUACACUAUGUCGUCUCAGUUCAGGGCAGAUAUCGACCAUUUCGAUGGCAUUGCUCGCCAGCAAGGAUUCCCUUCGUUUCUAUCCAUCAUCGAUGGCACCGCGGUUGACCUAGACUUGCUUUCUCCCAUACAGACACAGAUCGGUCUGGUUUGCAUCCAAGUAGCCUUGGCUCGUCUGUGGAACUCUCUAGGUAUCAAACCAGACGCAGUAGUGGGCCAUAGCUUGGGAGAGUAUGCAGCCCUUCAAGUUAGCGGAGUGCUUUCCAUAAGUGAUACUAUCUACCUGGUGGGAUACAGAGCUCGCUUGUUGGAGAGCAGGUGUGAGAUGCAUUCACAUGCCAUGCUAGCAGUGGCAGACUCGACUUCCGUUCUUCAGACCGUUCCGGCCGAGGUUUCCUCACGUGUGGAAAUCGCCUGUGUCAAUAGCCCUCGUGAAACUGUCUUCUCGGGCGAAAAAGCUGCCAUCGAUGACUUAGAGGCAUACUUGGCUGCAAAGAAUAUCCGGUCAACCAAACUCCAGGUGCCCUACGCCUUUCAUUCUGCACAGGUUGAUCCAAUUUUGCAUGAUCUUGAAGAGGUUGCCAAAGUUGUGAAUAUGGGAACACCACACUGCCCCUUCAUUAGCUCUCUAAAGGGUCUUGUUUUGGGUCCUGGGGAACAGAUCGACGCCCAGUAUCUGCGACAGCACUGUCGCCAGGCGGUCCAAUUUUCAAGUGCAGUGCGCAAUGCCAGAGAUGUUGGGCUGGUUCAAGAGUCAACCAUUUUCAUUGAGAUUGGUCCUCAUCCAAUCUGCUCGAGAAUGGUACGAUCCAAUCUAGGAGAUCCAACGCAGACACUCCCUACAUUGAGGCGUAAGGAGAAUCCUUGGAAAGUCAUUGUUGGAAGUCUCACUUCGCUCCAUGAUAUGGGUUUCAGCAUUAACUGGUCCGAGUACCAUCGGGAUAUCGAAGGGGCUUGUCGCCUGCUGACCCUCCCGGCUUAUUCCUUCGAAAAUAAGAACUACUGGGUUGAAUACCGAAAUGAUUGGACACUGCGCAAAGGCGACCCGUGGCUGGCUGUCAGCAACGGCGACGAGGACAAGCCAGUGCCGAAGUUGUCAAGCUCUGUUCAUCGCGUUUUAGAAGAGAACUACAAAGGAGCCAACGCGAUCGCCGUGUUUGAAACGGAUCUGUCAGCACCAGAAAUCCAUGCCGCUAUCAGUGGCCAUCGCGUCAACGGUUCGGCUCUUUGCCCUUCUUCCAUGUACGCUGAUGUGGCUUUGACCGUUGCCCGGCACAUACAACAGAAGCCGGAAUCUGGAUUCUCCUCGUCCGGGCACAAUAUCACUGCGAUGGAGGUCCAACAGCCGCUGAUCGUCAAAACCUCGAGAGAAGAAGAAACCAGGGUGUUGCGCAUCUACGCGCGUGUCGAUCGACCCUCGCAAAUCAUUAAAGUUGAGUACGUCGCAGCAUCUCCUGGCCAAAAAGCAGAAACGAAACACGCUACCUGCUGCAUCGAAUUUGGGUCUCCUGAAAAGUGGCUGAGGCGUUGGUCACACGAUCUAUAUCUGAUCCAAGACCGCGUUGCCGCGUUACAGAAGCUCACGGACUCUGGAGAGGUCAGCAAGAUCACCAGUCGCCUGGCGUACCGACUUUUUGCGAGUUUGGUGGACUAUGCGCCCCAGUACCAGCGGAUGGAUCAGGUCCUGCUUGCGAGCAAUCUGUUCGAGGCCACAGCGACAGUAAAGCUAGAUGAUCGCGGCGACGAUGCGACUUUCGUCUACAGUCCCUAUUGGAUUGACGCUUUGCUACAUCUCUCCGGCUUCGUCAUGAAUGGAAAUGACACCCUUAACUACAAUGAAGCGGUCUAUAUCUCGCAUGGGUGGGAGAGUCUGCGAUUUGCCAAGCCUUUGAAUCCGCAAGGCCAUUACCAGGCAUAUGUGAGGAUGCUUCCCAGGGAUAAGACGAUGGUCGGAGGAAAUGUGUGGAUCCUAUGCGAUGGAGAGGUCGUUGGUCUGGCAGAAGAUCUUCGUUUCCAGCGAGUUCCCCGCACAGUCCUGGACAUGCUUCUACCUCCAGUUGGCGUCAAAAGGACGGCAGAGAGGCAAUUACCCAAAGCUGUUCCACAGAAGCCUCUACCAAAGAGACCAACCCCGUCUUCAGAUACUCAGUUGGCCGCCGUAUCCUUCCGACCAGGUACUUCCCUCGAUAUCAUUUCUGCCGAGCUCGGACUGGAAGCUUCAGACAUUUCUCCGCAUGAUCGACUAUCCGAUUUGGGUGUCGAUUCCUUGAUGUCGCUGACCUUGGCCAGCAAUCUUACCGAACAACUUGCCAUUACAAUUUCCCACAGUGAAUUGAUGGACUGCAAUACAAUUAGUGAGCUCCUGGCCAUGCUGGACCAGAAGCAGGGUGGAACCACCAGCCCCCUGACCAACUCUUCAGCGGAGAGUGGCCAAGACAGUGGCAGCUCUUAUGAGGCUUCAGACUCGUCGCAGUCGUCCGCGAUGGUGGAGACUUUCACUCCUGAUAGUGCCAUUUCAGAUACUGCAGAGUUAGUGAGGUCCAUCAUUUCGGAUGAAACCGGCAUCCCCACGGAAGAUCUUGAAUCAUCUGCCGAUCUAAGCGCACUUGGGGUCGAUUCCUUGAUGAGUCUUGCAGUCCUUGCAAGACUCCAAGAGGUAGGGGUUGAGCUGCCAACGGACUUCUUUCUAGAGAACAAUACAAUGAAUGAAGUGUUCAGAGCUCUACCCAGGGUAACGGGCUUCGUAACGCCACGGUUGCAGGGCAUUGAGAAAGUCGAAAAAGGAGACCAGAAACUGCACGCCGCUAAUCACAACCAGACGGAUGUCAGCUUCCGGGCCAGAGUGGUCCUCCUUCAGAAGCGCUCCAAUCCCACGAGUACUGGCAACUUCUUCCUCUUUCCAGACGGCUCAGGGUCCCCAUUCUCGUAUGCGGCGUUAGAGCCCAUCAGCCCAGACUUUGACAUAUACGGACUCGUUUGCCCAUUUAUCGACUCCCCGAUGACUAUACUGGCGGCAUUGAAGCAACAAGACCAACAACCUCAUGGGCCGUACCAUUUCGGAGGGUGGUCUGUCGGUGGCGUCUUGGCAUAUGAAGCAUCAAGACAGUUGAUUGAGGCCAAGCAGAAGGUUCAGUCACUGAUCCUGAUUGAUGCCCCUUGCCCGGCCGUCCUUCCUCCGAUGAGUUCCUCUCUGAUCGAUUACUUGGCCUCGAAAGGAGUCUUCGGCCAAUCCCAUGGUACCUCCGCGCCAAAAGCCGGAGAGAAGCGGCAAAGUCUCCUGAAGCACUUCGAUUCGACGGUUGCCAAUCUGGCAUUGUACAAACCGAGGCCGAUCAUUCCACUCGUAGACACGCUGGAAACUUUGAUCAUUUGGGCCCGAGAUGGGGUCAAUGGUGAUUCCAACGUUUCGGAGUCGUCAAAUUCAACGGAAUCCUGGAUAUUGGAUAAUAGAAGUGAUUUCGGCCCUCACGGUUGGGAGACUGUACUACCAGCGCAGCACAUUUCCACAGUCCCUGUUUCUGGAAACCAUUUCACAAUGAUGGCUGGUCAGAAUGCGGUGGCCGUGUCCAGCCAUUUACAGAACCAUUUCGCGGGCUUUGCAUAAUGUGGCGCAGAGGUAACACUCCGGCUAGCCAUGUCCACAGAGCAGUGAAGAGAGUUGGAAUAAUAGGAUGCUAUCCUUGUCUACGCCUCAACUGUAAUAGAUGAUACUGUCGAGGUCAGUCCAGGGAGUGCAUUACUGACAUGGUGAAUUAGUUUCUGUUGUAAGCUGGCGGAUAAUACAGACACCUGAUCAAAUAAGAGUACAACUAGUGCAG
Messenger RNA from Aspergillus novofumigatus IBT 16806, 6556 nucleotides. Its product is annotated as type I polyketide synthase. Gene Ontology annotation, biological process: fatty acid biosynthetic process; secondary metabolite biosynthetic process. The record is from RefSeq and is a predicted model, not a curated record. Gene Ontology annotation, molecular function: 3-oxoacyl-[acyl-carrier-protein] synthase activity; phosphopantetheine binding; fatty acid synthase activity. Bases 1 to 6342 code for a protein of 2113 amino acids. Lineage: Eukaryota; Fungi; Ascomycota; Eurotiomycetes; Eurotiales; Aspergillaceae. The transcript is spliced from 10 exons.